Acinonyx jubatus (cheetah) is the source of this 9143-nucleotide messenger RNA. RefSeq names its product two pore segment channel 1 (gene TPCN1). Gene Ontology annotation, molecular function: monoatomic ion channel activity; voltage-gated channel activity. NCBI's taxonomy places the organism in Eukaryota, Metazoa, Chordata, Mammalia, Carnivora, Felidae. Gene Ontology annotation, cellular component: endosome membrane; lysosomal membrane. The record is from RefSeq and is a predicted model, not a curated record. Gene Ontology annotation, biological process: monoatomic ion transport; transmembrane transport. Bases 4105 to 6840 code for a protein of 911 amino acids. The transcript has 27 exons.
AAGUAUCAGGGUUUCAGUUUCAACACAGUAGCCAUGUUGCCCCUUCCUGAGCCAUGAGUAGGCAGCUGAAGGACUCUGGACUGAGAGCUUGAACGUGGUCUUCUCUUAUUAAAAUCUCUGCCUUCCUCUUAAGGAACGGUAGCUGGUUUGUUUGCACUUUCUUACCCAUGGUACCCAUGGUAAACGGGGGAAUAAUACGUUUACUCCCUUGACCACCAUCCUGGGCGCGCUGCAGGGAUAAUUUAAUUCAAGCAGCUCUGUCUCUUGCUACUUGUUAGCUUGGCUUCUUGGUUGCCCUUGUAUGUUUCUUCCUUUUUCUAAUAUAUACUUUUAAAGUUUCUUUAUUUAUUUUGAGAGAGAGAGUGAAAGAGAGGGAGGACAUGAGCAGGGGAGGGGCAGAGAGAGAGAGAGAGAGAGAGAGAGGGAGAGAGAUCCCAAGCAGGCUUCGCGCUGUCGGUGCAGAGCCCGACAUGGGGCUCAAACUCGUGAACAGUGAGAUCGUGACCUGAGCCAAAACCAAGAGCCGGGCGCUUGACUGACUGUGCCAUGCACGUGCCCCGCCAUUGUAUGUUUGUCUGUGAUGCUUCUUUUUGGCUGCUUCCCCACGUGGCAGGAAGGGAGACUGAGGAAAACAGGAAGCAGAGGCUGAGCACAGGGGCUGCCCACGGACAGUGCAGGCUCUCACAGUCCUCUGGGAGCAGCAGUAGCCAGACAAGCCCGGGCCCCUGGACAGUGGCACGCCUCAGGGCUCAAGCUCUCUGCAGGCUGUCGCCUUCCAACCGCUGUCACCUCCCCAACGGGCCUGUGCCUCCGGCCGCCUCACUCUUCUGAGCAGAACCGCCGGCAGCCACAGAUGAUCCAGAUGCUGGGGUGAGGCCAGGGUUUGUGCAGGCCGGGUCCAGCCAGCCCCCUGGGUGCUCCCGGGCAGGGGCUGGUGCAGACCUCUGAUCUGUGCUGAGCGGACCGUCAGCUGAUGCGGAGAGUGGGUCUCACAGCCAGACUCGUCCCCCGCGUGCCACUUGUCUGUUGGCCUCUUGCAGGGGCUCCGGGGGUGCCAGCGUGCAGUGAAAAAUGCCUCUCAUCCCCAUUUGUUCUUCCACAGCUCCUUCCCUGUCCCUGUGCAGUUCACAAUUAGCAUUUCUGAUGCUUCUGAGUGAAUGCAGGACAGAUGUUCGCACAGGUGCUGCACUCCUCGUUGGGUAAACAGUGGGGCUUGCAGACUGUGUGUGUGUGUGUGUGUGAAGCGAGGGGCCUUUGACGUGUGCACAGACCUUACAACAUUUCUUUUCAAGGCACCUGAAGCACUUUGUGCAUGGUAGGUGCUCAGUAAGUACUUUUCGGUGAGUGAUCUGUUCCGGCGAAAGCCCUUCGUUUCAAUGAAGCCAGUGACACAGGGGCAGGGAGUAGAAUUGCAAGCCAAGUCUUGAAGUUCACGGACGGAGGAAGGAGAAAUGCCAUCCUGCCUCCCCAAGAGAUGACCUGCGGGCGUCCGGCAGCCACAGUUCUCUCUCUGCCUUGGCAGGAGGGGUGGCGGGGGAUGUGCAGGAGUCGCGAGACCAGGGUGGUGAGGAGCCUUCGACGGUGGAAGUGAGCUUGGUGCCUCCUGGCCAGGCACCUGCCCUACACAGGUGCGCUCACUGUGCUCCCCUGGGAGAGCGAACUUGCAGUUUCGCCGUGCACUGGUUUGUAGAUGGGGUUAUGAUGCUGCCCAAGACAACUGCUUCCCCGCGGACUUCUGGUUGGUGCACCUGGUCAGAGUGCUUCCCUUUGGAACCCGGGGACUUGGGUCCGGUCUCCCUAAUGUGGCGGACAGCCCUCCCGCGGCUCCUGCCUUGUCUCUGCCUGUGUCAGCCUCAGGAUCCCUGAACCCUCUGUGGUCUCCCAGACACGCCCUGCUGUUUGCUUCUCUGAGCUUUAUGCAUGACCUUUCCUGUUUCUGGAGUGUUCCCCUCACCACACCCCCAUCCACCUUGUGAACCUCCUUCAUCCUUCAUCCUUCAGAAGUGGCCCAGACAUCACCCCUGAAUCCCCCUGCCCCCGCCUCUGCCCACUAGCCCCCGUGGAAGGUAGCUGUGACAUCCUUUUCUAGGCUGUUGUAAGUAAGAAAUGGCUUUAUUGCACAGGAUCACUUUCCUUCUUUUGCCUCCUGAUUGUGGGCCUCAUGAGGACAAAGUACAGGGUUUGACUUUUUCGAAUCCAACGCCUGGCACCAUGCCUGGUAUACAGUAGGUGCUGCAUAAAUGUGUCCUUCAAUUAAACCAUAGUUGUUUGUAUCAAGAAGGUCAGCCUUUUAAGGUUUCACCCUCCCUCGUUCUCCCCCAAAUCACGACAUGACGUAUGAAGCCUGGAGAGUUGCGGUCAAGGUCGUGUUUGCAACCUCAGGAUGCCAGGGGCCCUGUGUAGCCAGUUGAGGGUGGGCACCUGGGGCGGUGAUCACUACCCUAAAGUAUUAAGAGGCACUCAGUUUCCCAGCCGCUGCUCUCAACCCUCUAGCCAUUUCCCCUGCGAGUUCAAGGCCCUUCUGUGCUGAGCUCAUGUAUUACAGGGAAUCCCGUAGGUCCCCGUCAGCUGGCCGGAAACAAAGUUAGAGGUAGCACAGGGCAUUACCCUGGCCUCUUCCAAACCAGGGUCUCUCCUUCUAGAACAGUGCAUGACCCAUAGUACUGGCCUAGUUGAGCCUUUUGUUUUCCCUUUCCUCCUCUGGCCUGAGCCUUUGGCAGGAUGGGUUUCGGGCUUGAGGCCAGUGAUUCAGCUAGGCUGGCUCUGUGCCAGCUCUUGCCUUUCUGGAGUCGGUCUAUCUGCCCGGGGCCCUGCCCGGGUUUGCAGUCCCGACUAGCGUGCGCUGCAACAUGGGUCUGCCUCCCUCGCCAUCUUGCAGCCAGUCAGCAGAAAGGGAAGGCCUGAGCAAAGGAGAUGUGCACUCUGCUUUCUUGCAGCAUCGGGCCUUUUGCUCGAUUUUUAUCUGGGGGGCUUUGAAGAGCCAGCCAGCGCAGAAGCCGGGUGGCAGCGCUACGCCCGGAAAACUCAUCAGUGUCACUCUGGUUUAUUUUCCUCUUCUCUUCGAGCUUUUUCCCAUGGAGUGGGGCUCUCAGCGACAACUGGCGAACGGUCGGGCGAUUGCUCGUUGUUCAUUCUGGCGGGCACCGGUUUCCGGAGGGCUCCGGGUGCUCUGUGGGUAUUCACAUUUGUCUCUGUGAUGCCCGGAGCUCGGUUGGCCGCAGUCCCAGCUAAUGGCUGAAGAAACUGAGGCUCCGGGGACUCCGAUGGUGAACCGGGGGAGGGGAGGGGCACCGUCGGGAGUGAACCUGGGUGUUUUAUCUCGAAGAGGAUGCGGACGGUGUGUGUGUUUGAGAAUGGGCGAGGUUGUGGACAUGUAAGAGGAGGGGGGACAGGAGCAAGGAUUGAAUGGGGCUGGAGUCCCUCCCCCGUGUAAACCUGCCUGGAAGCGGUCACGGCCUGGCAUCCUCUCCCGUCCAGGAGCUCAGAGGCGACCUCUUUGUCUAGGCCCCAGAGGAAGGUCGCAGUGGCUUUACCCCGCCUGUGCCGACCCUGCCCUUGCUGGGUGGGGGUUGGGACAUAGAAGCCCUCCCCUCCUGCGGGCUCCUUCCGUCUCCUCCCUGGUGCAGCUUUAUGGCGGCAUAUGGAAACUGUUUCUAUUUACCCGGCACCACCAGGAUGCUGCCGCACGCUGUGCUCCAGCGAACGGAAACCUUGGAUUCCCCGCAGGGUCAUUUCAGAGGCUGCGUGCAAAGCAGCCAGCUGUUUUGCAGGGAGCGUCUGGGCCCUGUUACAUCAGCGUGGAGGAAGCGUUACCAUCUGUGCAAACAGGUCAUAUCCUCGCUUGUCGGCCUGUCCUCUGUAUGGGGAACUUCUCUCCUACUUGGAGUCAGUUUUUUGUUACUGGUGUUUCGUAUCCUAGUGCCUGCCCGUUGGGCCUUUUCUUUCAGCUCCUUCCCCUCCUCCUGCCAGUGAUUUUCUGUUCACCUCCCUGGGGCUGAUUGCCAAGGUUCAGGGAGGGUAGUUAAGGGUCAGGUGUUGCAUAAAUCUUCCGUGGCUGAGGUCUGCUGGCCUGAAGAGGCUGCCGCCCGCCCGCCUGGUUUCCGCAUGAGAGCUCUCUGCCCAGGGCAGCAGAAGUGUGGGACGAAAUGUUUCCCUUCGGGGAACUUUCCCCGGAGGCACAGAAUGGGACCUUCUUGGUUUUGCCAAGAAUGUUCCUGGCCAGCUUCCUCCGGCCCUUCUAAAAACCUCCUGGGGGCCAACGGAGAAGCUGGCUUGCUGGGAGGGCCUGGGCAGAGUGGAGGCUCCUCCCAUCCUCCUGCACCUGCUGGGUGUCUUUCUCCUUCCCUCCCGCUUCCAGCCCAGCCGCCUCCCAGGAAAGCAGACAUGCAGAGGCGAGGGCCAGCCACCGCCUUCCUGGAGGUGGUGGUAGAGCGCCAGAUUCCCGACAGCCCCGUGGUGAGGUCAUCUCGUCUCCACCAGCUGGGCCCUUGCGAUGGAGGCAGCUAUGCCGUCCACGACUCCCGGGCCCCCAGUCUAGGCUCAGGGGGUGAGAGUCCCCCAUCAAGCCCCACCGGACACAACUGGGAGAUCAACUAUCAAGAGGCAGCAAUCUACCUCCAGGAAGGCGAGAAUAAUGACAAGUUCUUCACCCACCCCAAGAACGCCAAAGCGCUGGCGGCCUACCUCUUCGCACACAACCACCUUUUCUACCUGAUGGAGCUGUCCACGGCCCUGCUCCUGCUGCUGCUCUCCCUGUGUGAGGCCCCCGCCGUCCCCGCGCUCCGGCUCGGCAUUUACGUCCACGCGACCCUGGAGCUGUUCGCCCUGAUGGUGGUUGUCUUUGAGCUCUGCAUGAAGUUGCGGUGGCUGGGCCUCCACACCUUCAUCCGACACAGACGGACCAUGGUCAAGACCUCCGUGCUGGUGGUGCAGUUCAUCGAGGCCAUCGUGGUGCUGGUACGGCAGACAUCCCACGUGCGUGUGACCCGGGCUCUGCGCUGCAUUUUCCUCGUGGACUGUCGGUACUGCGGCGGCGUCCGGCGCAACCUGCGACAGAUCUUCCAAUCUCUGCCACCCUUCAUGGACAUUCUCCUGCUGCUGCUCCUCUUCAUGCUUAUCUUCGCCAUCCUUGGUUUCUACUUGUUCUCCUCUAAUCCUUCGGACCCCUACUUCAGCACCCUGGAGAACAGCAUCGUCAGUCUCUUUGUCCUUCUGACCACAGCCAAUUUCCCAGAUGUGAUGAUGCCCUCCUACUCCCGGAACCCCUGGUCCUGUGUCUUCUUCAUCGUCUACCUCUCCAUCGAGCUGUACUUCAUCAUGAACCUGCUUCUGGCCGUGGUGUUCGACACCUUCAACGACAUUGAGAAACGCAAGUUCAAGUCGCUGCUGCUGCAUAAGCGAACUGCCAUCCAGCAUGCCUACCGCCUGCUCAUCAGCCAACGGAGGCCCGCCGGUGUCUCCUACAGGCAAUUUGAAGGCCUGAUGCGCUUCUACAGGCCCCGGAUGAGUGCCAGGGAGCGCUAUCUGACUUUCAAGGCCCUGAAUCAGAGCAACACAUCUCUGCUCAGCCUGAAGGACUUUUAUGAUAUCUAUGAGGUUGCUGCCUUGAAGUGGAAGGCAAAGAGAAACAGGGAACAUUGGUUCGAUGAGCUUCCCAGGACAGCGUUCCUCAUCUUCAAAGGAAUUAAUAUCCUUGUGAAGUCCAAGGCCUUCCAGUAUUUCAUGUACUUGGUGGUGGCCGUCAACGGGGUGUGGAUCCUCGUGGAGACCUUCACGCUGAAAGGUGGGAACUUCUUCUCCAAGCACGUGCCCUGGAGUUACGUCGUCUUCCUGACGAUCUACGGGGUGGAGCUCUUCCUGAAGGUUGCUGGCCUGGGCCCCGUUGAGUACCUGUCCUCCGGGUGGAAUCUGUUCGACUUCUCUGUGACCGUGUUUGCCUUCCUGGGACUGCUGGCUCUGGCCUUCAACAUGGAGCCCUUUUAUUUCAUAGUGGUCCUGCGUCCCCUCCAGCUGCUGAGGUUGUUCAAGCUGAAGAAGAGGUACCGCAACGUGCUGGACACCAUGUUUGAGCUGCUGCCGCGCAUGGCCAGCCUGGGCCUCACCCUGCUCAUCUUCUACUACUCCUUCGCCAUCGUGGGCAUGGAAUUCUUCUGCGGCAUCCUCUACCCCAACUGUUGCAAUACCAGCACAGUGGCCGACGCCUACCGCUGGCUCAAUCACACCGUGGGCAACAGGACUGUUGUGGACGAAGGCUACUAUUAUCUCAAUAACUUUGACAACAUCCUGAACAGCUUUGUGACCUUGUUCGAGCUCACAGUUGUCAACAACUGGUACAUCAUCAUGGAAGGUGUCACCUCUCAGACCUCCCACUGGAGCCGCCUGUACUUCAUGACUUUCUACAUCGUGACCAUGGUGGUGAUGACGAUCAUCGUUGCCUUCAUCCUCGAGGCCUUCGUCUUCCGAAUGAACUACAGCCGCAAGAACCAGGACUCGGAAGUUGACGGAGGCAUCACCCUGGAGACGGAGAUCUCCAAAGAGGAGCUGGUUGCCGUCCUGGAGCUCUACCGGGAGGUGCGAGGAGCCACCUCGGACGUCACCCGGCUGCUGAAGGUCCUCUCUCAGAUGGAGAGACACGAGCAAAACUCCGUGGUGUUUCUGGGACGGAGAUCGAGGACCAAAAGUGACCUGAGCCUAAAGAUGUACCAAGAGGAGAUUCAGGAGUGGUUCGAGGAACAUGCCCGUAAGCAAGAGGAACAGCGGCGACAGCUCAGCGGCAGCCGCCAGGCCCCCUCCACCCCGCAGCUCCCAGGCAGCCGCCAGCGUUCCCAGACCAUCACCUAACCCCAGCCUGCGGCAGCCAUCCCUUCUAUGCAAUAACACAAUAGUAUUAUUUUACUACGAUGUAUUGAAGAAAAAAAAAAAGGUGUGUGUGUGCACGUGUACGUGCACACACACACACCCAUAUAUAUGCACAUAUUUAUAUAUAGGAAGAGAAAAAGACAAGACGGGGUUUGCUGUGCAACCACCUUGCCCUGUCUUCCUUAACCCCAGAAGUCACUUUGGUUUGGGGGGCGGUCAGGCCACCGUGAGCUCUUCCUAAUGUGGAAAGUUCCAGAAGGCCUCUUCAGAAGAAGAGCACUUGGAUAGAUCCUGCCGAUCUCUGCAGGGCUCGCCUUCAAAGUGGGCCAGCCCCUCCCCAGGCCAGAGCCAGACCGUCUUCCCGAUGCUGCUCUCACACUCACGCCCCAGCUGACAGCUUCCCCAGUAACUUUCCCUGUGGCCCGCGUCACGGGGUUUCUGUGCCCUGCUUUAGGGACGAAACCACUUAGGAUGGAAAGAACCUACAUCCUCGGGGUUAGUAUUUCUAUAUAUAUGAUAAUGUAAUAGAACAUUCCUUUGGGGGAGCAGUGCCUAGGUCCUAAUGGAAAGAGUAAUCAAGGGGUGUGAUUAUACCCGUGUGGUCAGAUCCCAAUUAGCCGGCGCUGGGCAGCGCGAGAUUGUGCGAAUUUCACAUCCUGGCUCUGUAAGCCUUCUCUCCCACAUCCCACGCUUCCUUCGGUUUAACCCUUGUUGCUGCAAAUCCUGAAAUGGCCUCCUUGAGAAUCUCGGCCCAGCGGGGGGAGGAAAGAGAGAAGAGGCCAGGCUGACGGCUACCACCCCGGACCAGUUCCCGAGAUGGGCUUUCUCCACCAAGUCCCUUUUCCUUGCGAUCGUCUUGUUCAAGCAGAGACACAUCUUGGGUAACACGGGAUUCUGCUAAAGACAGCGGCAGCCCCUUCACAUCGUGCAUUAGGUUCUGCUGCUGGGAAGGGGCCUACAGGGACGUCCACAGCAGCCCUGUGGCUGGGCCCCUGCCAGUCCACAUGGACCGCUCCCCCCGCGCCUUGAGCAGUCACCUCCGUGGACUCGACCGAGGCCAGAACGGGGGCGGGGCGGGGGGUGGUGGUGCACAAGUAGGUUGGGUUGAGCGCUCGGUUAACCGAGCCCCCCUGUGUCUCGUGGGAGUGCUCGCUGAGGUCGGCAUGGGUGGGGCAGGACCGGUGCUCGAAUCCAGAGAAGGCAGUUGGGGGGCCGCUUCAGUGGGCGCGGCAGAGGCGGGGUCAGAGCACAGGGACCUCCAAGGUCAGCUUUCCUGGGCUGCCGACCCAGCCUGGGCUUCCUGCCCCUCCCCCGGCUUCCCAGCUGCCUCCACUGCCUUCCAGAACUUAGGAAGGUGGGUGGGCAGAAGGUCCCCAGCCUGAUGCCAGGGGUGCCAUACUGGCUCGCCCCCUUCCCCCCGUCUCUCCCCGGCCAUCCGCAAGGCCAAGCCUUCUCGGGACGGCCCUGAUGAUGCUGCACAGCUGUGCCCCUCCCGGGGGGGUGGCGGGGCUUUGUUUUUAAAGCACAGCCCUUUGGGGAAACAAUGAACCAGUGAGAUCUCCAUGGGGCAUCAGGAGACUGGCAUCGUCCUCUCCAGCUCUGGAGGGCCACCAGCCAAUCCAGGCAGCCCUGCACCAGGCCGUAACCCUUUGCCCUCUCCAGAGAAGGAACUUUAUUUAUUUGCACAAUUGGGUGCCUUUUAGCAUUUGUGUAUUGAAAUGGGUAGGAGUCGAGGGACAGCUUACAAAGGAUAGGUCCCCUGCCCUCAGUGCCUGGGCCUCAUUCUAGUCCCUUCCCCCCGGGAACCGGGGAGGGGCACCAGGGUCGUUGAGGCCCCCGGUGUGGGGGAUGGGAUGGAUGCCGCGGGCCAGACUCCCGUUGGUAGUGGGCGCCCUUGUCAUUGAGGCUAAGGACGGCUGGCCCCUGGGGGUCACCCAGGACUGUGAGCUCUGAGGGACCUGGGACAUCAUCCAGCUCACAUGCCCUCACCUCCCACGUCAUAGCUGAAUGAAACCGAGGUCCGCCCCGCCAACCCGCCCUGGGUCCCGCAACCUGCCAGCAGCCGCGAUGGCACUGUGCCCUGCCCCGCUUUGGGGGGACGCCAUCUGGUCCCUCCUCCUUGCUUCCCUCCCCCCACCCAGCAUUACUCCACACCAUGUGACAAUCAUUUUGUAUGGAUAGCGGGAGCGAUGCUGCAAGGUUUUGUACAUCGGUGUUUUGUUACCUAGAAAACCCACCGUGUCUCCGGAUUUCUGGCACAUUAAUAAAGGCCUCUGCUUUGUAAA